AUGUUCACAUCAAAUUCGGCUUCGGGGUCCACGCCUUCAAGACCUCUUGCAGCUGAUCGCCUCCUCACCAAAAUCGUGUAUCUGUUCUUAUCCUCGAUGCUCCAUACCGCCGACGAAGCACCAGAACACGUACAGGGUGGUACGGUGCUGGAAGAUCUACGCAUCCUCAGCCUCUCCGAGUGCGCCACACGGAUCUGUGUUUGCUUCCACUGGGGUUACAACGAGAUCCUCACCGACGGCCCCUCAGAUCCAUCGGAAUCCAUGCGACCACAUGGAAGACUGUUCGCCACGCAGGACACCGCGGACACGAACAUCGAGGCGCCGAUCCCGGUAAUAGGCCACGACCUCGCACACCCGCCCCUCUUCCCGGCUCUCACCGAGUUCCGCGUCCGCUUCGAGGAUGAAGAGUGGGACCGACUCCAGGACGACGGCUCUGCCUUCGUGCGGCUGUUGGAGCACAUGCCGCUCUUGGAGACGCUGGUGGUCGACUUCAGCGAGGCGUACGAGACGGUGGGCAUCGAACCCCGUGUGUUCACCGUCGUCCUGGCGCCGCUCCUCGACGCCCUCGCCGCGCCCUCGCCCGCGCUGUGCCCUGCACUCCGCGCCGUCGUGAUCGACUUCGGGCGGCGGGGGUGCCAUGAUCGGUCCAAGAUGGUAAGUGGAUGGCGGAGGCUGCUCAACGGUCGCGCCGUGCUUCGCAGGGACGGAGGCCGUCCGGUCAUGGUCUCUGCGGAGUUCGUGUACUGCGAGGGGGAGAAGGUGCAGAUCAUACGGAGCGACUUUCCGCCGUUGGCCCCACGAAUCGCACAGGCAGGCGGAAAGGUGCAGGCCAUCCGCGGUGGAUGA
This is a messenger RNA of Epithele typhae, 846 nucleotides long. RefSeq lists its product as uncharacterized. The record is from RefSeq and is a predicted model, not a curated record. Bases 1 to 846 code for a protein of 281 amino acids. NCBI's taxonomy places the organism in Eukaryota, Fungi, Basidiomycota, Agaricomycetes, Polyporales, Epitheliaceae. The transcript is spliced from 2 exons.